AUGAGCGUAAGUCAAGCAGAGUUAUUUCGAGGUGAGUUUUCAAAGGAUUUUAUAUGGGGUUGCGCAAGCUCAGCAUAUCAGAUUGAAGGUGCUUGGAAUGCUGAUGGUAAGGGUGUCAACAUUUGGGACACGUUUUCUCAUACACCGGGAAAAGUAUGGGGAAAUCAUAAUGGAGACGUUGCCUGCGAUAGUUAUCACAAGUACAAGCAGGAUGUAAAGCUUCUCAAGUCUUUAG
Paramuricea clavata is the source of this 235-nucleotide messenger RNA. The record is from the annotation of a GenBank genome assembly. Lineage: Eukaryota; Metazoa; Cnidaria; Anthozoa; Malacalcyonacea; Plexauridae.